Messenger RNA from Wallemia mellicola CBS 633.66, 1239 nucleotides. Its product is annotated as phosphoserine aminotransferase. Gene Ontology annotation, molecular function: O-phospho-L-serine:2-oxoglutarate transaminase activity; pyridoxal phosphate binding. Bases 23 to 1201 code for a protein of 392 amino acids. The transcript is spliced from 2 exons. The record is from RefSeq and is a predicted model, not a curated record. Gene Ontology annotation, biological process: L-serine biosynthetic process. Gene Ontology annotation, cellular component: cytoplasm. Lineage: Eukaryota; Fungi; Basidiomycota; Wallemiomycetes; Wallemiales; Wallemiaceae.
UUUCGAACAGUCAUAUAAUAAAAUGCCAAAUCGUGAAGAAGUUGUAAAUUUCGGUGCAGGUCCAUCUACAUUACCAACUGCAGUACUUGAAAAGGCUGCACGCGGUCUUUUAAACUACAAUGAUCUCGGUAUGGGUAUCGCUGAGAUUUCACAUCGUUCAAAGGACUUUAAAGCUGUUUAUGAAAAGACAAUAAGUGAUUUUAAGACCCUCAUGGAGGUACCAGAUACCCACGAAGUCGUUCUCAUGCAAGGUGGUGGUAUGGGUGCAUUCUCCACCGUUGUUCUCAAUCUUCUCGCUGCUUGGAGACUCAAGAACCCAGAAAGCGAUGCGAAAACUACGAUCGAUUACAUCGUUACAGGUAGCUGGUCUAACAAAGCAGCUGGCGAGGCUAAAAGGUUGACUACUGAUACUAACGUCUCCGUCAACGUCGCUUUAGACGCUCGCAAGCACAGCCAAGAUGGAAAAUCGUUUUCGACUAUCCCACCAGCAAAUCAAUGGAAUUAUUCUGCUGAUCCGGCUUUGGUUUACUACUGCGAUAAUGAGACCGUCAACGGUGUUGAGUUUGAUAAGAGCUUCCCAUAUGAGUCACUCCCACCAGACGCCAAUCUUGUAGCUGAUGUUUCAUCAAACAUCCUUUCACGCAAGAUUGACAUUAGCAAGCAUGCUGUUGUUUACGGUGGUGCUCAAAAGAAUGCAGGUAUUGCUGGUGUUACACUCGUUAUUGUCCGCAAGGAUCUCCUCGUUGACACUGACGCUGCAUUCAAGUUGGGUGGUAUUCCUCAAGUUCCACAUUUAUGUGAUUACAAGCGUCAUGCUGAUAAUGAGAGUAUGUACAACACACCACCAAUGUUUGCAAUUUACGUCUCUGGAUUGACAUUUGAACAUAUCAAGAGCCAUGGUGGUUUAGAUGAAUACUCUAAGCUCAGUGAUAGGAAGAGCAAGAAGGUGUAUGAUGUUAUUGACAACUCUAAUGGUUUGUAUAACCCUAAGGUCUCGGUGGAAAGCAGAAGUCGUAUGAAUGUUGUCUUUACACUGCCAGAUGAAGACACAGAGAAGAGAUUCCUCGCUGAGGCAGACAAGUUGGGAUUGAAGAACUUGAAAGGACACAGAUCUGUUGGAGGAAUCAGAGUGUCACUUUACAAUGGAAUCACAGAGGAGGACACCGAUAAGCUUAUAGGAUUUAUGAGAUUGUUUAAGUAGAUUGUAUAGAAUAAUGUAAUUAUUCAUCUUACAUAUGA